AUGUUUCUAAUUUCAGAUUUGAUGAUUGAUGAUCUGAAUAUCAGUUUAUCAAUCAAGACUAUUUCAUGUACUACUUUCAUAGUCAUUCAUUCAUCUCUACCAUAUAUUUCUCUUAUUUCACAUCUAACCUAUCUGAUUAUAUUAGCUGGCGCUAAAUUUUCUCAUAAUCCAAAUUCCAAUUUAUUGUUAAAAUUACCUAUUAAUUAG
This is a messenger RNA of Heterobilharzia americana, 207 nucleotides long. NCBI's taxonomy places the organism in Eukaryota, Metazoa, Platyhelminthes, Trematoda, Strigeidida, Schistosomatidae. The record is from the annotation of a GenBank genome assembly.